AGGGGUCCCCGGUCCUUGUGACCCGCUUCCUGUUGGACUGCCCGCCGCCUGGGCGACCCGCGCCUGCUCACCCCGCGGGGCUGGGGCGCCGCCUGAGUGCAGCGGCCGUUCCGGCCAGAAGAGGGCGGCCGCGAGCGCAGGAUGGACCCAAGGACAGUGCUGCUGGUCCUGCAGGCCCUGCUGGCGCUCCCGCCCGCGCGUGGCGCCGCCCCCGCGCCCGCCCUGCGCUUCGUGGCCGUGGGGGACUGGGGCGGCGUCCCCAACGCCCCCUUCUACACCGCCCGGGAGACGGCCAACGCCAAGGAGAUCGCCAGGACCGCCAAGAUCCUGGGCGCAGACUUCAUCCUGUCGCUGGGGGACAAUUUCUACUUCACGGGCGUGCGGGACGCCGAGGACAAGCGGUUCCAGGAGACCUUCGAGGAUGUGUUCUCCGACCCCUCCCUCCGCAACGUGCCCUGGUACGUGCUGGCGGGCAACCACGACCACCUGGGCAACGUCUCGGCGCAGAUCGCCUACUCGAAGGUCUCCAAGCGCUGGAACUUCCCCAGCCCUUACUACCGCCUGCGCUUCAAGAUCCCGCGGUCCAACGUCUCCGUGGCCAUCUUCAUGCUGGACACGGUGACCCUGUGUGGCAACUCGGACGACUUCCUGAGCCAGCAGCCGCAGCGGCCCCGCGACCCGCAGCUGGCCCGCACGCAGCUGUCCUGGCUCAAGAAGCAGCUGGCGGCGGCCCAGGAGGACUACGUGCUGGUGGCCGGCCACUACCCGGUGUGGUCCAUCGCCGAGCACGGCCCCACCCACUGCCUGGUCCGCCGGCUGCAGCCGCUGCUGGCCACGUACAAGGUCACCGCCUACCUGUGCGGCCACGACCACAACCUGCAGUACCUCCAGGAUGAGAGCGGCAUCGGCUACGUCCUGAGCGGGGCCGGCAACUUCAUGGACCCCUCGCGGAGGCACUUCCGCAGGGUCCCCAGCGGCUACCUGCGCUUCCACUACGGGGCUGAGGACUCGCUGGGCGGCUUCGCCCACGUGGAGAUCGGCCCCAAGGAGAUGAGCAUCACUUACGUCGAGGCCUCGGGCAAGUCCCUCUUCAAGACCAAGCUGCCCCGGCAAGCCCGGCUGGGGCGCUUGUGAGGGGCCGGAGGCGGAGAGACUCCCCUGCCAGUGCCGUGGUGGGCCCCCCUGGGACCCCCACACCUUGGCAGGACUUCUCAGGGGAACCACGCUCUUGAACCUGGCAUCCUCCUGUCACUGCCAAACAUUCAAUAAAAGAAUAGAUGCGCCCUGGCCGGUGUGGCUCAGUUGCUUGCGUGUCGUCCCAUACACCGAAAGGUCGCCAGCUCCAUUCCUCAUUAGGGCCCGUGCCAGGGGGUUGCCUGGCCCCAGAGGGGGAGCGUGCAGGAGGCAGCCGAUCCAUGUUUAGCUCUCAUCAAGGUUUCCCCUCUCUCACUUCCUUCCUCCCACUCCCUCCCUCUUUCUCUAAA
Molecule: messenger RNA, 1484 nt
Organism: Pipistrellus kuhlii (Kuhl's pipistrelle)
Lineage: Eukaryota; Metazoa; Chordata; Mammalia; Chiroptera; Vespertilionidae
Gene: ACP5
Product: acid phosphatase 5, tartrate resistant
Exons: 5
Coding region: 142-1134 (330 amino acids)
Biological process (GO): bone resorption
Molecular function (GO): ferrous iron binding; acid phosphatase activity; ferric iron binding
Source: RefSeq, a predicted model, not a curated record